CUUGGCUUUUUUGUCUGGAAAGCCUGACCGGGCGAAGCUCCUCGACGUUCUAUAUUGAACAAAUUUAAAGGUUUCAAGCGUAGAGUUUGGCAAUAAUUGGACAUUUUGUGUUCGGGAUAUAGCGGAUAAUAACGAGGGAUCAUUUUUCCAGAAUGAUGUGAAUUAUUUUGGGAAAUAGGAACUUUGCUUUCGAAAGGAUUUUACUCGAAAAUUGGAUUGAGACAUUUCACCUACAACGUGAUGUUUUACAACCUCUAUCCCAAAGUUCAUAACACUGAGGUGUUUUAACAAGUUUUGGUUACACUGAAGACUCACAACUCAGUGGUAUUUUUGGCAACUCUUGUGUCAGAAUGGGGGAUUUCCCUCUGAAUGGUUUGGGGGACUUCACUGGCAAAACCAUGGGUGACUUGGAUGAUGGACUUUUCUAUGGAACAGCAACAGCCCAGAGUCAACCGUUGGAUAACCAACACUUCAACCAGAACAGUGCUGGAAUGAGCCUGAGUAUGGAACGGCACAUUCAACAAACUAAUGAAAGACUCCAGUGUAUAAAACAACACCUGUCCUCUCCACAAGGGUUUCAAACUUCAGCAAGAGAACUUCUGGAGUGGUGUGGGGAUGUACGUGCUUUUCAGCGAGCAUUUGAAAGCAACUUGAUGGGAUGCCUCACGGUUGUGAGUCAAGUUGCAGCUAAUCCAGGGUAUGAUUUGGAUUUAGGUUAUAGACUCUUGGCUGUCUGUGCUGCACACAGAGACAAGUUCUCCUCAAAGUCAGCUUCUAUGUUAGGUGUUUGGUGUGAAGAUCUUGGCAGACUUCUCUUACUUCGGCAUCAAAAGCAGAGAAAUGUUGAUACUCAGAAGACAGCAGGUUACCCCACAGCACCAGGAAACAAGCUUGCUCAGAUGAAUCAAUUGAACCCAAUGAAUCAAUUAAGUCAGCUCUCAAACAAUGAUGCAUCAACUGUUAUGUGGCCACAGAGUACUCAAGGUCAUGGCCAACAACCUCCAUCGCUAUCUGUGGUAACAACUGUUUGGGGUGUCACAUCCCCAAUGACUAAUGGAACAGCAAACAUGACUCAUGAUCCUACGAAUCCAGGAAUCCCUACAACAAAUACAGUUAAUUCUGUGGGACAUCCAUACCUCUCGACUUCUGCAAAUCCAAAGCAAUAUGCACAAUCAGGGGGUUACCCAGCUAGACCAGGAAGCAGGCUUCCUCAAGAGACGACACAGCCUGUUGCACAGAACUAUAUGCAGCGACAAAGCAGCUUCCCUGCCACAGGAAGCACCCCGAGUGUUCCUCCUGGAAGUAAUAAUUAUUAUUCGCAGCAAAAUGCUGUCCCACCCAAUGCAUCACCCUUUCCACAACCUGCUGCCAAUCCAGCCGCUGCUGCGGCUGCAGCUGCAGUUGCUGCAGCAGCUGCUACAGCAACAGCAACAGCCACAGCAACUGCCACUGCUGCACUUCAGGAUCAGCAGCAAAUGGAUUAUGUUUUCCCUCCUGGGCAGAGUCAAUAUGGUCCCAAUCAAGCCAGCCAUCCUCAACAUCCUCCCCCACCAUAUCAGCGAAGUAAUAGCUUUCCCCAGUAUCCACAGCCAUUUGGGCAACAGCAGCAGCAACAACCUGGUGCCCAGCAGGGAAUGCAGAAACCCAAUUCAGGGAUGAGCCGCACACAAUAUUUACAGGAUUACAUGAUGAGAAAACAACAGCAGCACCAGCAGCAAAUGCAACAACAGCAACAGCAGAUGCAGCAACAUUACAAGCAGCAGUAUGCAGGACAAUAUGGGCAACAGGGUGGCUAUCAGAUGCCUUCUUCUUAUCCAGCACAGGCUGGUUACCAACAACAACCAACACCUCCUCCACCUUACACACCAAGUAUGAGCCCCAUGUCACAGAUGAACCAACAGAUGGGACACAUGAUGCAGCCAAACUCAGUCAACCAAUCAAUGGGACAUCUAAACCAGCCAAUUGGACCACAGAUGGGUCCACAGAUGGGACCACAGAUGCCUCCGAUAGGUCCAGUGAACCAGAUGUCUCAAAUGAGUCCUAUGAGCCAAGUGCCACAAGUACCACAAGGUCCCCAGCUGCCCUCAGUGGGGCAGGUACCCCAACCAGGAAUGUAUGGCCCUCAUUUGCCGCAACAGGGGCCACGCCCCAUGCAGAGACGACGCAAGAGUGCACCCCAGUACCCAAAUGCAACCAUGGCAAAUGCCAUGUCACCCCCAGUCACACCAGUAGCAAUGCCAAGCCCUUACAUGAGUAUCACUGAUGCUGCCCUGAAUCCAUCAAACUGCUAUGACAUCAAACCCCAGGUGGUUCCUAACACUGCUUCACCACAAGCUUAUGAGGAUGUCAAACCUCCAAGGUUAACUAGUGAAAAUGAUGUGAUAAGAUUAACAUUUCCUGUAAGAGAUGGUAUAGUUCUGGCCCCAUUCAGACUGGAGCAUAAUCUGGCUGUCAGUAAUCAUGUGUUCCAUCUCAGAGACUCUGUUCAUCAGACACUAAUGAUGAGACCUGAUCUUGAGCUUCAGUUCAAAUGCUACCACCAUGAAGAUAAACAGAUGUAUACAAAUUGGCCACAGUCUGUGACUGUCAGCGUGAAUGCCAACCCCCUUAUUAUUGAGAGGCAAGGAGACAAUAAAACUUCGCAUAAACCUCUUCAUUUGAAGAAUGUUUGUAAACCAGGAAGGAACACUAUACAGAUAACAGUUACAGCUUGCUGCUGCUCCCACCUAUUCGUCCUCCAGUUGGUCCAUAGACCCUCAGUUAGCUCCGUUUUACAGAGCUUGUUACGAAAAAGACUUCUUCCGGCAGAACAUUGUAUCACAAAAAUUAAAAGAAACUUCUCGUUUAGUUCGUCAUCUGCCGGCGGCACAGAUGACAGUGUGGAACAAACAGCUAUCAAAGUAUCACUUAAAUGUCCCAUCACAUUCAGAAGAAUAACGUUACCAGCCAGAGGCCAUGAUUGUAAACAUAUUCAGUGUUUCGACCUGGAAUCUUAUCUAAGACUCAACUGUGAAAGAGGAAGUUGGAAAUGUCCAGUUUGUAGCAAAGUUGCACUUCUUGAAGGACUUGAAGUGGAUCAGUUUAUGUGGGGCAUCCUUACAACUUCCAGGUGUAGUGAUGUGGAAGAAGUAACAAUUGAUCCAAACAGUCAGUGGAAGCCUGUUCCUGUUAAACAAGAACCAAAAGAUGACGAAUGCCAAGGACCACAACCAGCCAAGAAGGCUCGACCGUCUCCACCUGACUCCCUACCACUGUCUGGUGUUAGGACGCCUACAUCACAGAUGUCCAGCAGUAGUGGACACUAUUCGCCAUAUCAAACUCAGCCACCGUCUAACCCCGGUAUGGGUGCACCCACUCCCCCUGGACGGACACCUCCUGAGUCUCACAACUCAUCAGGUGGAAAUCAGUUGCAAGAGCAUAACUCCAGCAAUUCUGGAGCGACGCAACCAGCGGCAUCCACGCCCAGUGGUGAAAAGAUGACACCCAGUCCAGUCACUAGUCAAGCCACAACGCAAAACAGCAAUCACACUCGAGGUCCCGCCACUCCCCAAACUCCAGGGAGUCAUACAAAUCCAAAAGGUGCUGCUGAAAGAACGCAGCACUCAUCAAACCUUCCCCAGCCUCCCGUGUCAGGGAAUGCUGAUAGCAUUGCGGCCGACCUCGAACACGACAAUCUUCCGGACGAGUUUAACUUUGGUGUCCUGGAAGAUCAUGGCGGGGGAACCGAUGGAGUGGAAGGCGCUUUAGACGUUUUACCAGGAACCCUCGACCCAGAAGAGCUUUUCAAUUAUCUGACGCCGUCCGACCUUCCCAGCGAAGAUAUCUUGUCCAUGUUCGAGUAGCUUUGUGAUGGUGAUCUUUUUGGUCAAUAGGAAAGAGCCAUGCUAGAAAUUUUUUAGUUUGCUGUACUUGAAAGUAGAACGAGUAAUUUGUACUGAAGGGGGUAGGUUGCAAGACCUUUACGUUUUUGUUUUGUAUAGUACAAAUAUUCUCAAGUUUACUUAGUUAACCAUUACGAUACGUUACUACUUGGAAUCUUUUCUUCAGUUUUUCUAGUGAAGUUUUGUCCUUACUUUUGUGUGUAAGUUCUUUUCAAUUUUCAUACUUUUGUGAGUAACUCUUUUUUUCUUAUCCAUCAAUUCGGUUUCGUUUCCUACUUUAAUCUGAUAUAAAGAGCAAGGGAAAAUUUCUUAGUUACGGCAGUUUUUAUCCUGAAGAUCUUGGCGAUUUGUGAUUUUUUUUACAGGUUAUGUAUUGAAAGCCAUAUUAUUGUGGUGGUGUAGUUAUAGUGAUAAGGAAGCUGUGAUUUUGGGUCAAACUCAAGCUGCAAAUUUUAUUAAACAGAGUACUAGAAAGAGGAACUAUUUCCGUUGUGAGUUACACAAAGUACUCUACAUUACGCCUUGCAAUCCUCAGGUGCAGGUGAAAGACAAAGAGAAUUAUUAAUCAUUCCAACAUUUGGAAUUAGUUCGGUAAAUGCUAUAAUAUAUGCAUAAAUAAAUAAAAGGGGGCACGUACCCUCACACUCUACAAGCAUAGAACUGAAGUAGUAGUAUUCUUUUUCGUUUUAAUUAGAGGGAUUUAUAGAUUUUAGUUGCAUGUAGGUAGAGCCAUGAAAGGAGUAUUAGAACAAAAUUUAGUAAUGCGUUAAUGAGAUUUAUCGUGGUAAUAAUAGCGUUUAGGUAUAUAGUUAUUAAGAAAGGGCUACGCAUGAUACUUGUUUCAUAAUCUCCUGUGCAGAACAUUCCUCCGUGGAAUAACGUAACCUAAGUCGGUCUUUUCUCUUUCUUUCUUGGGAUCUCAGCUUUUAUUUAUAAUUUUUUUUUUUUUUAACUUUUCGGUUUUCUUAUUCACAUCAGUCAAGCAUGAAAUAUUUUACUAUUUUUUAAAUUUCUUUUUAUUAUUAGGAGGUACAGUAACAGUAUGUACUUCUCAUUUCUUCACUUUCAUGCUUUCACACUCAUAAGUAGGACUUGACUCUUGAUGACUCGCUGAAUUCAAGCAAAGGCAUUGUUUUGCGAAGCGUCUUUACUGUGUCGCAGUUAGUACAAUUUCUCGAACUUUUGUAUACUUAUUCAAAUCCUACUUUCAUCAAACGCCUCAACCAUCCAAUUUCUCUUUUUCUGUUGUCAUGUUCGACUGCAUUAACAUUAAUAUACAGGUUACACAUUUGUUUUGUUACAAACCGGUUCUGUCUUGUAGUAUUGAACAGUGGUGACUCCUCUUUCACAAAAAAGUGGAUUUUUUUUUUAUCUUCUUUCUUUUUCUUAAUAUUCCUUUUAGGUUCAUAUAUAUAUAUAUUAUUUUUCUGUUGAAAGGGCUAGAACUCGACAUUCUGUUUCAAUCACAUUUUUCUUUUUCCUUGAGAAACUUGUUUCGGAUUAUACGGUAGCAUUUUAUUCCGGGAAGAGUGCUUUAAUUUAUUCUGAUUCCAGGUUACAUGUUGUGCAGUUAGCCAUUUCGUAGUUCAGAGAUGAAAUGAAACGUGACUGAAAAAAUCUUGGAAAGAGAACUUUGGGCGAAGACUGUGGACGGUUUCUGUGCAAUUGUCUAUCCCCCCGUUCGACUUUCACUUUUAAAAAGAAGCUCUUAGGCAUAGUUGCGGUCUGGUUGGUGGCGUUUUUGUCUUGCUGUACAUAAAGUGAACAUGUAUUUAUAUACCUAUAAAUAAUGUAUAUCAAGAUAUGAUCUAGUCUUUGUAAAUACUCGUAAGGAACGCAUAUCUGGAAAGAUGAGAUAAAAGCCGCAUUUCUGUUACUGUCGUUGCUAGCCUUUAGCCCAUGAUGUUUCAAAAUGGUAGAGAAAGAGUUAAUUUAUAGUAUUGCGAGUAGUUCGCAGUUUUAUUUGGAUUACACAUCACUGGCUACGAAAUGAGCAUCACUCAAAACCUCGUCUGAAUCCCAUUGAAGUGAGUUGGGAAGUCUGUCACGUUAUUCUCUAGUUCUAGACGCGACAACAUUUUAUGACGAUCGUUUUCAGGGAAAAGUGUGUUCAAUGUAAGUUCGAGAUUAUAUGCUAAGUAAAUCAUUAUUGUCAUCUCUCUCGUAGUAUCGAUAGCAUAGUAGAUUUUAUACCUAUUUAUAACGUAGAGAGCGUACAACUACAGUUCUGUAGGAGAGAACAAAUUCUUACGAAGAAGGCUACGAUAGACUUAUUAAAGCCGCCUGUAUGUGUAGAUAUUCUAUAUCUAAAUUUUAUAAGAAAUAAAGAUCAUACAAGUCUCA
Molecule: messenger RNA, 6224 nt
Organism: Stylophora pistillata
Lineage: Eukaryota; Metazoa; Cnidaria; Anthozoa; Scleractinia; Pocilloporidae
Product: zinc finger MIZ domain-containing protein 1
Biological process (GO): regulation of transcription by RNA polymerase II; protein sumoylation
Cellular component (GO): chromatin
Molecular function (GO): SUMO ligase activity; zinc ion binding
Source: RefSeq, a predicted model, not a curated record